AUGGCGGAUGCAAUGGCUAAGUACCCUGCCAUGGACCUCUCGCUGGGUUGCAUGUACAUCGGUGUCAUGCUCAACGUUUGGCUCUACGGUUUUUCGAUUGUCCAAGCUUACAUCUACUACGUCAACUUCAAGACCGACAAGCCCUUCAUGAGGUACUUUGUACUCUUCCUCGUGAUUGCCGACACCGUCAACUCCAUCUUCGACCAGGUCUUCAUGUACCAGUACCUCGUCUCGCACUUUGGCAACCUCACUUACGCGUCCAAGAGUAACGCCGCCUUCGCCGCCGACCCGGUCAUGACCGGUAUCAUCGCUUUCUCCACGCAGCUCUUCUUCGCAUGGCGUGUGUACAAGCUCAUGCACUCCAAGAUCAUGCCCACGCUCAUCGCCAUCGGUGCUACGAUCUCGCUGCUUAGCGCCAUCGGCACCACCAUCGGUGUCGAGAUCGUACUCGAGUUUCAGAAGUUCCAAAAGUUCCAGGAGGUGGUCAUUCUGUGGCUUGGCUUUGCUGCCCUCACUGACGUGCUGAUUACGGGCUCGCUCGUGUUUACGCUCAACAAGUCGCGAACCGGUUUCGCCGCCACAGACGACGUCAUCACGAAGCUGAUCCGAAUGACGCUUCAGACGGGUGCGCUCACCACGCUGUUUGCCACUGUCGAUCUCAUUCUCUUCCUCGCUUCAACCAGCACGCUCCACUUGGUGUUCAACCUGCCGCUUGCCAAGCUCUACGUCAACUCGCUACUUUCGACGCUCAACGCGCGUGUUACUAUCGGCUCAAAUGCCCAGCAGUACACCAUGGAAGGUUCGCUCAGCGACAAUGCUCGUCGCGGCGUCAGCACCCGCACCAAGCGCUCCAACGUCUUCCGUCCCGGCAACAACAAUCAGCCCACCAUCAUCCGCACGCAGGCAUCGCACCACGACGAUGUCGAGAACGGACUCGGGGGUUUCAAUAGCCAGGACAACUUUGAGACUGGCAUCCACAUCAAGACGAUCGAAGAGACAUUCGAAGAGCGACACGAGGGUGACGGUAUGCGUAACUACCCUAGUUCGCACAAUGAUUCGCUGCCCGUGCUGGAAAAGAGCCGUGGCGCUGACGACGAUUCGCUCUGA
Molecule: messenger RNA, 1107 nt
Organism: Sporisorium graminicola
Lineage: Eukaryota; Fungi; Basidiomycota; Ustilaginomycetes; Ustilaginales; Ustilaginaceae
Exons: 2
Coding region: 1-1107 (368 amino acids)
Source: RefSeq, a predicted model, not a curated record